AUGGUGGUGGGACACCGGGUUCUCACAACUGCCCCGCGGCAGUCUAGUUACACUAGGGUUGGGUUGGUGAGACCAGCUCUUCUCAGUUUAUCUGUCACCAGUGUUUCUACCGUGCAAUACGUGGGGGAUGGUGCGUGUUCGUAUUGCUGCUGCAGUAGGCGUUACAUUCGCACCAUCAUCACACCACGCCCUGCUGUUACUACACUUGUAUACAUUGACAAGUAUGGACGGCCGGUUCGAAAUGGAACGGAGACGGAUGUUUCACUGAUACGCACUCGAGACAACCAAUUUUACCUGCAACGCGUGCUGCCCGGCGGGGAGGUGAUACGCUGGCGUGCCCCUGGGCUAGACCAUCUGAAGCAUGUUACCAACUUUGAGACGUACAACCUUAAUGAGAUUGACGAGUAUGGUGGGGUUAUAAUCCCGGCUGGUGUGAUGCCUACAACACCCAACGACCCCCCGAGUUAUCACGAUGCGGUGUAUUACAUUAACCGCAUGGAGGCCACGGAAAAGAUCACUCGCAAGACCAGACGCCGCUGGCACCGCCGCCUCUAUGCCCAUUGGAAGGAGAGCCCAGAUAAAUUCUUUAACUACUCCAUAAGCGCCUACGGGGUUCCGUUCAUUGUACUCUUGUGGUUAACCAUCCGUGGUUUUCACAGCAUAAAGAACAACAAACCAUUCUGGGACGUUAAUGUGUAUGGAAAAACAGAUGAGGAGUCCGAUGCACGCGACCCUUGGCUGCGGCUGAUGCGGUUCUCAGACCGCCACCCCGAGCACGAGGGGCUUGACCUGACUGUCACAAUGAUGUCCCCAGGACAGUCGCGGCUGUCAAACUCUCGUGCAGAGCUGCGGGAGUCGGACUUUACGGACCCACAUUUUCACAGUGAGUUGUGGUGGAAGCUACGGCACGUGCGGUACUACGGGCACUGGCCAAAGGGCUUGUCGGAGUAA
Molecule: messenger RNA, 951 nt
Organism: Trypanosoma brucei brucei TREU927
Lineage: Eukaryota; Euglenozoa; Kinetoplastea; Trypanosomatida; Trypanosomatidae
Exons: 1
Coding region: 1-951 (316 amino acids)
Source: RefSeq, a predicted model, not a curated record